GUGACAAUAAGAAUCUGUAAGAUAAAAAAAAAAAAAAAAAAAAAGGAAAGCACUUUAGUUUUUUACUUUUUAAAAUAUCUUUUUUUCAUUUUUAUCGAUCGGUCGAUGAUUGAUUUGAAGAGUGUUCGUCGCGGCUGUAUGAAGUUUGUAAUAUUAAAACAAAAUCGAAAAUCGUGGUGGAAAAAUCAGCAUAAUCCCAAAAUUAGGAUUUGCGAGGAAAGAGCAACGGUGAUAAACGUUAAAAGAAAAUUGGCAAAACUGCUCUUUGAAACUUGCGAAGAUUGUAAGAGAAUGGCAUCUAUUCCGCAAGGCGCGUUUGCGGCGUGCAAAGUCCGUCGCAAUCGAGAACGCAAUGCUAUGAUAUCACGGAUGGAGAAGAAAGAAAAAUCGUGUAAAGAAAAUACGUUCAACAUGAGACCCCCAUUGGAAGGUUGGGAACUUACGCCGUUAAAAUAUAACAGUAAAUUAAUGAACAGCAUCUGGGGACUUUAUAAUCGUUAUUCGGUGCACAAUUUCAAGAAGAACAAUUCUAACGAAGGGGUGUUUAAGACGUUCGUGGCGGCAUGGAAAAUUAUUUUUCACGACCGUACCCCGCCGCGAAUUCGAUGACUUGCUGUUGCCAAAAAAAAUUCUCAAAUUAUGUAAAAGAGAGGGAACAGUAUAUGUGGUCCGAUUUCAUCUUUGAUACAUUGAUACGUGUAAUGACGAUCGUUUAUUCAAUGUGCAAUAAU
Messenger RNA from Apis dorsata (giant honeybee), 731 nucleotides. RefSeq lists its product as uncharacterized. The record is from RefSeq and is a predicted model, not a curated record. Bases 106 to 609 code for a protein of 167 amino acids. The transcript is spliced from 3 exons. NCBI's taxonomy places the organism in Eukaryota, Metazoa, Arthropoda, Insecta, Hymenoptera, Apidae.